Molecule: messenger RNA, 1271 nt
Organism: Kockovaella imperatae
Lineage: Eukaryota; Fungi; Basidiomycota; Tremellomycetes; Tremellales; Cuniculitremaceae
Exons: 4
Coding region: 191-1048 (285 amino acids)
Source: RefSeq, a predicted model, not a curated record
AGAGCACGAGGGCGACAAAGAGGGAUCGGACUCGUCAAGUGAAGAUGACUCGGAAGAGGAUGAUAGUGAGGACGAAGUGGAAGAGGGAAUCUUGAAGCUGGAGGCGGACGACAGCGAUGCAGAUGGAGACAAAGGCGAGGAAGGAGAUGAGGCUGUCGCCAACUGGCCUGUGUUUGAAGAUGAUCCGCCCAUGUCAGUUGAACAAGUCAACACCAAUCCCAUCUUCGCCCCUGCCGAUAGACCCAACAAGAGCGCGUGUGUCCUUUGUCCAAGCAAGACAUUCAAGAAUGACCACAUGGCAACUUUGCAUCUCAAGUCAGGGUCUCAUCUGCGAUCGCUUAAACGGUGGCAUGCUGCACUAGAGAAUUACCAAAAACCUGGUCGUGGACCUCGACCUGAAGAUCCAAGAGUAAUCGUAGCGUUGAAUUUCCGAAAGAUUGAAACCCAGCGAGUGCUUGACAAGGCGCGGGAUAAAGCCAAUACGCAAGCCAAAGUGGCCGCUCGACGAGCCCGAAAAGUCAUCAAAAAAGCAGAACGAGAGGCUUACAAGGCGGAACAUCCCAAACCCAGUAAACAGCCGAAGGUGCUCAGUGAAUCGGAACAAGCAGCUUUGGAUGCCAGACGAGCCAAAAAGAAGCUGGAGACAGCAGCUAGGAAAGCAGUCAAGCAAGAACGGAAGGCUAAUCGAGAGAGGGAAAGACAACAAGCUUUCGCAGCCGGCAACCUCAAUGCCAAUUCAGUUCCCGUUGCCAGUGGAGGGUCUGGAAGUAGCAAGUAUGGAGCAGGCGCCUCCACGUCGAGAUCAUGGCGGGAUGGAGCUGCUGGAGGAUUGGCCAAGAAACGUGUCAGUCCCCGAAUGAUUCGAAAGAGAGCGAGGGAUGCCAAAUUGCUGGCGAUGGGUAUUGACCCAGCUGCGAAAACGGGAGACGAGGAGAUGUCUAGGAAGCUUCAAAAGAGGAAGAAGAAGCAGGAGAAACACGAGAAACAGUCAGCAAAGAGAAAGAUGAUGGCGGCUCAGAGGUUCAACAACAAGGGGUCCAGGAAUUGAGAGAGACUUUGGUGAACAUGAUUUUUGGGGAGCUCAGUAGACAAUUACUAUUGCUUCCACAAGGAGAUUGUACGAUAUCCCGCGCAUUGUAUACAUUUGUUGAAAGGCCUCGACCCUCCACUGUAUUCACUGCAAGAGAAUCACGUCGACACACUAGUACCCUACACUUUUGAGGUAAUCAGCAAGCUUAGUCACAACGACGUUGGCGUCUCCCGCUUGAGUC